AUGAAAAUGCCUAAAAUGUUCUGCAAACAGGCUCAAAUCGAAUCGACAAAUGAUGUCAAACUGCACCAAUUUCUUCGAGAAAUCAUAUUAACUCUAGAAGCGCUCCUUAUAUCGUUUUGUGAUGCUGCUGCUGUGUCGCAAACUUCGAGUGCAGAAGUCCUUUUUACUUCUCUGUUUGAAGCGUUUUGGGAUUCAUCAUUUUUUUCAAGGAAAGAACUUUCUUUUCUCUCAACUUCCUGCCGGAAGUUUGUUGAUAAGAUCAGGAAUCUUCAGUGUCUCAUCCUAAUUAAAGCUGGUCGUCUUGACGAUGUCAGUCUCUAUGAUCCCGGUGACGGAAAAAAUGACCAUUUUCUUCGAAAAAGUUGUAGUCGUCUUCUGGCCAGUGUUUCGAGCCUUAAUAUUACCCAAGGAAAUGCUCCCUUGCUUUUGUUUGCUGCCGUCUGUGGUUCAGUUUUUGCGUCAUCAACAGAAGAAAUAAAUAGGGCGAAAAAUUACGCUACCAUUGCAAUUCGUGAAUUAGAUGUUUUUGACUACCUUUGUGACGUGCUAUUCGAACUGAAUUCGGCUCAAACGGUCAGACCAACUGUCUCUGCGUGGUCGAAUUUCGAUUUCCUUACUAUACCCGAAAGCCUGAGUCUGGUUUGUUUUUCCAGUCAUCUCGCUGUCUUUGAUCUUGUCACCCUUCUCGCUUGUGAAGUUGCUUUAGACUCCCUUGAGGACUACCGAACUGUCUAUACCCGUGUUCUGGCUAAAACUCUCUCCGUCGUUGUGCAUUGUAGUGGAGUUAUUAAUAGUAAAGAUGUCCAACCUGCAAGAAUUGGUCAACGCAUUGUUUCUAUUAUCGAGGACGUUGCCCAAAGAUUCCCAAUUGACUUGGACUUGUUACACCUAUGCACCUCACUACUUAACACUGGUAUCAACAAUGCAAUCGCUCAAGACGAGGAGAGUGUGACAGAUCUAGUGAUUCAAUUGAUCUCAAGUGUGCCUUACUUCGCAGAGCGGUGUCAACCUGCAGUCCUCAAGGAUUUCGUGCGCUUUCACGAUCCAGUGGAAGAAGGUGAAGAAAUGACCGUUAGUUUAGUGCGGCCGCGCUGGGCCCUCCCACCUGAUGGAACUGCACCAAUGCGGCAUUUUUCGUACAGUAAGACCUCGGCGAAUCAGUUGGCCGUCUCCAUUCCUGCUGGCACUAGAGGCGUUCUCAGGCAAAACGCAACGAUUGUCGUUUGGGAGCACGAAUAUUCUUUGUGGCCUGUGCUCAAUGCUAUUAUAGUUUCGGCCGAGCAGUUCCUCUUUUUAGACCAAGUAGAUCAGCAAGGCGAUCUUCCCUCCAGACCCACUGCUCUUGAGAUUUCAGUAGUAAUUUCACGUCUUGUCUCCGUUCUGGAUUUUGUUGAUGUCUGCUUACUGGCAAGAAUCGAACCUGCACGGUGUUUGACGAUUACGGAGUUAUUAUGGACUCUCGUUACCCGUAUAUUCACCGAGUCCUUGAGUGGAGAACGAGAAACUCCAUUGGGAGAUUUAUUAGCAACUCUAUCAGCCGAUCGCCUCCUACCUUGCCUAAUUCGUCUCACCGCUCAUUCCCUCACGUUUGUACUACCCUCUGGUACAGAAUGUGAUCUUGUCCAUGAAUUUUCCAGCGGUGUCUUUCGCUAUCUACAAGAUGAUCGCAUACUCUUUCCUUCAGCAGUCAUUCAAUGCCCAAGUAGUAAAAAACAAUCUACAGGAAUGCCUACUUAUACUCUGUCUGACUCUUGCCUUUUACGUAUCAUCUCAACAUCGUCGACAUCACCGUGGGCGGCUGAUGUUCCCCCAACCACUGCUUACCGCCUCUUAUCAGCAUAUUUAGACAUGUCGUUGGGUCUCUUAUCCGCAGAAAAGGCAGCAUUAUUCGCUGGCAUGGAGUCUUGGUUUACUGAGAACUUGGAGGAGGAAUCAAUGGUUGAUGGAUGUCACAGUCCCCUCCUAGCCUGUCUCAUUUUUUGUUAUGAUCUCCUCGCUGAGGUCGGUGGUGGUGACUCGCAUAAGUUUAUCAUCCCCAAACUGCUUAUGGGGUCUCCUGAUACGAAAUUGGGAAUUUUGCAUCUCGUUACCAAAGCUCUACUUUUUUUCGUGGAGCUUCUUACCUCAUACUCCCUGGAGAACGGUGACGGGUCUAUGGGCACUGCGGACGAACAGAAUCCACCGUCUCUGAAUUUGAACUUUCCUCUCUUCCACUAUCGUGACCUGUGUUCCUACGCACGUUGGCUUCUCGUUAACUCUGAGCCCCUUUUGAAUUGUCUUGCCUCUCUCACAAAGGUGCCUGUUGAGUCACUUCGGACACCACUCCAAUCCAUCGACUUCGAUUUCCUUCUAUUCUCUACUCGAUCGGAGGAGAAGCAAAUCGCCGGGGUCUCGGCCUUAGGCCAGUACCGAGUCCAAUCGACAUGGUUAGCAAUUACACUUCUACACAACCUCUUUUCCAAUCACUCCACGAUAUUACUGAAAAUCUUCUCCGUCAAUGACAUCACGUCCAGUGCUUACUUCCUUUGCCUCCUCGACUUCCUUGAUCCUACAUGUCCUGUGGGACUGACCCGAGCUGCAGUCAGCCUCCUCAAGAAAAUCACGCAUUUCUCUGAACGACUUGUAACGCCACACCUACAUGACAUUCAACCACGUCAACUGGGCUUUCUAGUCCACCGUAUGCGCUCCACAUCCGAGGACCAGGUCACGCGCACCGGUUUGUUUGAUUGGUUGGCAGAGGCUGUGAUGCAUGAUGUAAUGAGUGGUGCGACUUGUCCACCAUUUAACGGCCCAGGUUUUGGAUUCCUCCGAAUAAUUUCAUCAAACGCUGGCAAGGAAAAUUUAGAUGGCCUUCAGGGCAUUGUUAUCACUGCCUUGCAAGAGCUGAAGAAGGAUCAAAAUCUCGUCUCCAUCAAUCUUUACUGGGCCUUGCUGAAGUUGAUUUCAGCAAUAUGGAUGCAACCGAGUAAUCCAUUUCGUAUCCAACUGCGCGAGGCCGCUUGUUUUUGGAAUUGUCUCAGUGAUCCUUUUUUCAACCACAUGUCAGUGUUGAAGGAGUCUGAGGCAAAAUACUCAAUUGUAGACCUGGAGAUUUCUGGCAGCUACGCCACUGUUGUUGCAAUUGAAUUAUUUGAGUCUCUUAGGUAG
Messenger RNA from Hydatigera taeniaeformis, 3147 nucleotides. NCBI's taxonomy places the organism in Eukaryota, Metazoa, Platyhelminthes, Cestoda, Cyclophyllidea, Taeniidae. The record is from the annotation of a GenBank genome assembly.